AAACAGUUCAUAAUUAACAAACAUGAAUAUGCAAUUUACAAUAAGUACAGUUCUUUCACUAGUGACUCUGUUAUGGCGCACAGAGUUAGUAUCUACAACUAAGCCUUGCCCAAACUGUGGCCGUACAGUAGUUCCCUUCCCACUGAGCACCGAACCAGAGUGCGGGGACCAGCAAUACAAGGUCCGAUGCGAGAUGGGCAAGCUCUGGUUCGACGCACUAAACAGCUCCUCAUACGAGAUUACUCUCAUCGACCCCCCGGCUCAUCGUCUAGUGGUUCGGCCUCCAGGGCUGGCGAAAGACAGUAUUAAAACGUGCAUGGCGGCCGAUUUCCGAAGCCACGGGAUUCAGCUGAACGACACUCUUCCUUUCAACAUUUCGGGGAGCAACACGGUGGUGGGGAUGAACUGUUCAUCCGAAGUUCUCGAAAUUUCAUGGAACUGUUCGUCCAAUAGCCCAUGUCACGAUUACAUUCGAAGCAAGGCAAUGAAAGAGUGUGGGAGUUUGCCAAUUUGCUGUGUUUACAGGACAGGUGGGUCGGUUAAUGAGUUUAGGAUUAGAGCCAGAGAGCAGCGUUGCUCGGCCUAUGAAGUAUUUGUGAAUUUGGAUAGUUCGAUGCCCGUGACUAAGUGGCCGAUGCCUGGCGUGGAGAUCGAGUGGGUUCCGCCGGGAGAAUCGAUGUGCAAAACGUCAAUGGAUUGCCAGGCUUGGGCCAAUUCAGAGUGCUUGGCGGAUCAAGUUGGACAGAGAAGAUGUUUAUGCAAGGCCGGAUUUCGAUGGGACCCCAUUAAUGGUGUUUGUCAAAAUCUAAGGUGUUCGAAAGGAAGAAGUAGUUAUUGCAAGAAUAAGACAAAAAUCAAAACCUCGUUAAUUGGAGGCUUAGCUUUUGCUGGGGUUGCAAUUCUUAUCGGAAUCAUGACAACAAUGAUUAUGGUUUACAAGCGACGAGAGCACAAUAUUCAAAGGGAAUCCAAAGCAAAUAUAUCAAUGAGAGAAGACUUGAAGCUAAACGCAAACUACAUCAGCAACAAUGGAAUGGCAGUAGCCAAGAUAUUCAACACCCGAGAAAUAACAAAAGCAACAAACAACUUCUCCAAACAAAACCUCCUUGGCUCGGGCGGCUUCGGGGAGGUCUUCAAGGCCGUCCUGGACGACGGCAGAGUCACCGCAGUGAAGCGCGCCAAGCCAGGCAGCACCAAGGGCGCCGCGCAAAUAAUCAAUGAGGUUCGCAUUCUUUGCCAAGUGAACCACCGAAGCCUAGUCCAGCUCCUAGGCUGCUGCGUCGAACUUGACUUGCAGCCCAUUUUAGUCUACGAAUUCGUACCAAAUGGAACCCUUUUCGAUCACAUUCACAACCGUCACGCUAAGACAGACCCGCUCAGCUGGAGGAGACGGCUCGCCAUUGCAUACCAAACUGCUGAAGGUCUCGCAUACCUGCACACCUCGGCCAUACCACGAAUCUACCACCGUGAUGUGAAAUCGAGCAACAUUCUUUUAAAUGAAAAGUUUGAUGCAAAAGUGGCUGAUUUUGGGCUCUCUAGGCUUGUGGUAACGGAAACGAGUCAUAUCACUACUUGUGCUCAGGGGACAUUAGGGUACCUAGACCCUGAAUACUAUAUUAAUUUUCAAUUGACGGAUAAGAGUGAUGUUUAUAGUUUUGGGGUGGUGUUGUUGGAGCUUUUGACUUCGAAGAAAGCCAUUGAUUUUAAUAGAGAAGAAGAGGACGUGAACUUGGUGGUUUAUGCUAAGAAACUUUUGAGGGAAGAGAGGUUGUUGGAGGCUAUAGAUUCGGAGCUUAAGGAAGGAGCUGAUAAGUUGGUGUUGGAGACUAUCAAGGCUUUGGGGUCUUUGGCUGUGGCUUGUUUGGAUGAGCGGAGACAAAAUCGGCCUUCGAUGAAGCACGUUGCGGAAGAGAUUGAGUAUAUUAUUAGUAUUGUUGAUCAAAAUAAUGGGGUAGUGCCAUUAUCAUAAACUCUAUUUUAUGUUGUGUGUGAAGUGUUUCAUAUAACGCAUUGAUUAAUAAUAAUCUUU
Molecule: messenger RNA, 2029 nt
Organism: Cannabis sativa
Lineage: Eukaryota; Viridiplantae; Streptophyta; Magnoliopsida; Rosales; Cannabaceae
Product: wall-associated receptor kinase-like 20
Exons: 3
Coding region: 23-1969 (648 amino acids)
Biological process (GO): protein phosphorylation
Molecular function (GO): protein kinase activity; ATP binding
Source: RefSeq, a predicted model, not a curated record